Molecule: messenger RNA, 1296 nt
Organism: Topomyia yanbarensis
Lineage: Eukaryota; Metazoa; Arthropoda; Insecta; Diptera; Culicidae
Product: methyltransferase-like 26
Exons: 4
Coding region: 539-1210 (223 amino acids)
Source: RefSeq, a predicted model, not a curated record
CUAAAGACAAACAUAAUGCUUUUAAAGCUACUGCUUUUUAUUGUUUUCGCCGCGUAACCUAAGUCAGGUUACUAGUUUAGCAUAGACUUUUCUACAGCUCAUGCACGUACCCGUCACAUGACACAAAUGCUACAUCACUAGCUGGUGGAAAAUAAUAAACAAAGACGGCAAAAGCAAAUGGGAUUGUUUUCAACCAAGAAACUGCAUUAGUGCUCGUGAGACCGGCCGACAAGAACUCAAUUGCGGCAUUUUCGUUUUUGACAGUGCACUACACCUGGAAGAGAACUUGCGGAUACGAAAAAACCUACCGUUAUGUGCAGCCAGUCCAUCGAAAAUUUGUGAGACCAAAAGAGUGACUAUGCGAGACGAAAGAUAAAAUGAACAGAAAAAAUGAAAAAGAAAACAUCUAUCCACAGCGCCAGAUAAAAACGAAAAUGCUAUUAAUUGAUAAAAGUUCGUCACUCGCAAAAAACAGCAUCAUAAACCUCUCACUAAUGCCGCUAAACGACAAGUGAACUAAUCGCAGUAAUACACGAAAAUGAUUAGUCACAUUCGUAAGCUUAGCAAUCCGGCGGGAGAGCGCAAUAAGAGACCUAUCCUCGAGGUGCUCAAUAAGUAUCUUGACAAAAGCCAACCGGGUAAGAAAUUGCUGGAAAUCUCCUCUGGCGUGGGAUUGCAUGCGGCGUUUUUCGCUCCUCAUUUCCCCAGCAUUCGUUUUCAACCGUCAGAGUACGAUACCUCUCUCUUCGGCAGCAUCGAAGCCUAUCGACACGAGGCCAACGUACCGAACCUACAAUCGCCUAUUGCGAUCGACAUCUCUCGGCCAUGUACCGAGUGGAACAAUGAUCACCAAAUUAAUUUUGCAACUUCGGCAGAAAGCUUCGAUUACAUACUUAACAUCAACAUGAUCCACAUUUCUCCGAUUGAGUGCAGUCAAGGAUUGUUCUGGAAUGCUUCCAGACUGUUGAAGAAAGGCGGUUUGCUGAUAACCUAUGGACCGUAUGCGGUAAAUGGAACACUUACUCCUGAAAGUAAUGUUCAGUUUGAUGCCUCUUUGCGGAGUCGUAACCCCGCUUGGGGCGUUCGCGAUACGACAGCACUGGAAAAACUCUCUACAGCAAAUGGAAUUGCACUUAAGCAAUCGUUCGAUUUACCAUCUAAUAAUAAAUGCUUGAUCUGGGAAAAGAUUAACGAACUGAAGGACAUAUAACCGUAAGUUGUUCACUAUUGCAUAUGAUCGUUAAAGACCCCAAAUUGAAUUAUACAAUAUGUAAAAAAUAUACGGUUAAAAUCAAA